AUGGCAGAAGGAGGAGAAGCUAGUAGUGUUAAUGGUGGAGGUGUUUGUGGGCAUGCAAAUUCACAAAAUAACCCUCCCAUUUGUCGGUUUGGUCCACCCUUAACAGCCAUAGACAGGUUCUUGUAUGGUCAGAACCAUUUCUCUCACCAACAGACUCACACCAAUAUCGCAAGGAACAAAGAUGUACUUGUUUUGGACAACGGUUUGUGCAAUUUUCCUCCACCUAGGGUUGCAAUUGGUGGUGGAGUUUCAUGGCCGAGUGUUCAAGAGGUUAACUUUGUUGACGAGUUUUUUGUGGAUCGAGAGCCUCUCAACUGGACGUAUGAGAGAAACGCUAACAUGGGUUUCAAUGAAGAAUCGAAAGUUGAAGUGAAGAGUUCGAAAGGCUUGGGAAAGAAAGCUAAAAAAGCCAAUUCUGCAACUUUAAUCAAGGGCCAAUGGACAGAUGAAGAAGACAGGAAAUUGAUUAAGUUGGUAAAGCAAUAUGGAGUGAGGAAAUGGGCACAGAUAGCUGAGAAGUUGGUUGGAAGAGCUGGCAAGCAGUGUCGCGAGAGAUGGCAUAAUCAUUUGCGCCCUGAUAUCAAGAAGGAUGGCUGGAGUGAAGAAGAGGAGAGGAUAUUAGUUGAAGCUCAUACAAAGGUUGGGAACAGAUGGGCAGAGAUCGCUAAGUGCAUUCCAGGAAGAACUGAAAAUUCAAUAAAGAACCAUUGGAAUGCCACCAAAAGAAGGCAGAAUUCAAGGAGAAAGAACAAACAGUCAGAUAGGCAAAAGGGAAAGCCUCACUCAUCUGUGCUUCAAGACUACAUCAAAAGCAAGAAUAUGAGUAACACUUCCAUGAUCACCACCACACCCACCCAAAGCACCACCACAACAGCCAACACCUCCAGUUCUACCCUCUCUGAAGACCCAUCAAACCAUUUGAACUAUUACAUUCCUGAACCUUCCGAGUCCACCACUGAUGACUCUUCAACAUUGAUUUCCCAAACAUAUGAUGAUGAACUACUCUUCAUGCAAAACUUUUUUGCAAACCAACUAAAUCAGCCACAUGUUGACAACAACAACAAUAAGGUCAUGGCUCACAUUGAUCAUCAUAAGGCGCCUUCAACACCGAAGCCCUAUGAUUUCUUUCAAAACAAUGGUGAUCAUCUGCUCACUGGUAAUGUUACAGAAUGUGGCUUUGCUUCUUUGACUUCAAACUCAAGCUUGCAAUUAAAUAACAACUUCCAAGUAAAAGAGAGUAGCACUCCCACUAGCCACUUGUAUUCUGACCUCUACCUCUCUUACCUGUUAAACGGCUCAGCCAAUUCAUUGCCUCCCAAUGAUUACAGCAGCUACUACAACAACAUCAACGCGGACUUCCAGGCAGAUCAAGCUUACUCCUCAAAUGGAAAGAAAGAGAUGGAUUUGAUAGAGUUGGUCUCUUCUGCUCAGUUUCUCACAGGGCAGUAA
Molecule: messenger RNA, 1449 nt
Organism: Quercus robur (English oak)
Lineage: Eukaryota; Viridiplantae; Streptophyta; Magnoliopsida; Fagales; Fagaceae
Product: transcription factor MYB64-like
Exons: 3
Coding region: 1-1449 (482 amino acids)
Biological process (GO): regulation of DNA-templated transcription
Cellular component (GO): nucleus
Molecular function (GO): DNA-binding transcription factor activity, RNA polymerase II-specific; RNA polymerase II cis-regulatory region sequence-specific DNA binding
Source: RefSeq, a predicted model, not a curated record